Messenger RNA from Spinacia oleracea (spinach), 2273 nucleotides. RefSeq names its product probable E3 ubiquitin-protein ligase ARI7. The coding region runs from base 301 to 2073 and encodes 590 amino acids. NCBI's taxonomy places the organism in Eukaryota, Viridiplantae, Streptophyta, Magnoliopsida, Caryophyllales, Amaranthaceae. Gene Ontology annotation, molecular function: zinc ion binding; ubiquitin-protein transferase activity. The transcript has 15 exons. Gene Ontology annotation, biological process: protein ubiquitination. The record is from RefSeq and is a predicted model, not a curated record.
CUUUCUUCUCAUUUUCCACUGUCUUUUCACUUUCUCUCUCCUCCCACCGCCCUAAUUUAAUUUUAACUUUCCAAAUUAUCUCCCCCUCAUUUUUCUUCUUUCCAUAAACCCUAAUCCAAAUUCCCCCCAUCUUUUCAGGUUCUUUUUGAUGAUCAGAAUUCUUUCCUCCUGAUCAUCAUCACCUCCAUUUAUCUUGCUCUCUUUGCUUUAAUCGAUCGCAAAGCAUCUCUCUCUUUUGCGCUGAAUUGUAGCUGUUAGGAGAGAGAAAGCUAAGAAACUGAAGCGAGUUAGGGUUUAGAAAUGGACUCUGAUUAUGAGAUUGUGGAUGCUUAUGAUGGAGAUUCUGCUGAAGAUUAUUUCAGUGGCGGUGAUACUGAUAUGGAUGAGGGUGAUUCUAUUGGCGGCUUCGAAGAGGAUGAAGAUGAUGGUGAUAAUGCCGGUUAUGAGUAUGGUUAUGCAAGUGAUGAAGGCUCCGAGAAAACUUAUACCGUCUUGAGGGAGUCUGACAUCAGACAACGCCAAGAAGAGAGUAUUUCACAUGUAUCCUCUGUGCUAUCCAUUUCCAGAGUCGCCGCAAGCGUAUUGCUUUGUCAUUAUAAAUGGAAUGUUAGUCAGUUGCACGAUGAAUGGUUUGCCGAUGAAGAAAGGGUUCGAAGGUCGGUUGGCCUGCUUAGCAAAUCAGUAAUUUUGUUCCCAAAUGACAGUGAAAUGACUUGUGGAAUCUGUUUCGACUCCUAUCCUCGUGACCAGAUACAUUCAGCUGCUUGUGGUCACCCUUAUUGUACAACUUGCUGGAAAGGUUAUAUUACUACAGCUAUCAAUGAUGGUCCAGGAUGCUUGUUACUGAGAUGUCCCGAUCCAGCUUGCUGUGCUGCAGUUGGUCAGGACAUGAUCCUCAAACUAGCAUCAGACGAAGAUAGAGAGAAAUAUUCUCGCUAUUUUGUUAGAUCUUACAUCGUGGACAAGAAAAAGACCAAGUGGUGUCCAGCACCAGAUUGUGAAAAUGCAGUAGAAUUUGAACUUGGAAGCAACGUUUAUGAUGUUACAUGCUUAUGUUCACAUCCAUUUUGCUGGAAUUGUACAGAAGAAGCUCAUCGUCCUGUGGACUGCAGCACUGUGGCUAAGUGGAUUUUGAAGAAUAGUGCAGAAUCUGAAAAUAUGAACUGGAUUCUGGCUAAUUCAAAGCCUUGUCCGAAGUGCAAGCGUCCAAUAGAGAAGAACCAGGGAUGCAUGCAUAUGUCUUGCACCCCACCAUGCAAGUUUGAGUUUUGCUGGCUGUGCCUUGGUGCUUGGUCUGAUCACGGUGAAAGGACGGGUGGUUUUUAUGCAUGUAACCGUUACGAAGCUGGAAAACAAGAGGGAUUGUAUGAUGAAGCUGAAAAGAGGAGGGAAAUGGCAAAGAAUUCUCUUGAGAGAUAUACACAUUAUUAUGAACGAUGGGCAAGCAACCAAACAUCGAGGCAAAAAUCUAUUGCAGAUUUGCACCAAAUGCAGACCGUCCAUUUAGAGAAGUUAAGUGACAAGCUGAAGGAACCUGAGUCACAACUCAAAUUUAUCAUAGAGGCUUGGCAACAGAUAAUUGAGUGUAGGCGAGUGCUGAAAUGGACGUAUGCAUAUGGUUAUUAUUUACCUGAGCAUGAAACUGCAAAGAAACAGCUCUUUGAGUAUUCUCAAGGUGAGGCCGAGGCUGCUCUUGAAAGGCUACACCAAUGUGCCGAGAAGGAACUAUUAGUUUUCCUUGACGACGGUGUUUUUGAUAUAAACGUUACACCAGAUUUUGGAACAUUUCGGCCAAAGUUGGCUCAAUUGACCAGGGUCACAUGUUCAUACUUCGAGAAUUUGGUGAGAGCAUUAGAAAAUGGUUUAUCAGAAGUUGAUUCUCAAGCAGCCUCCAGCACUUCAGUAAAGAAUGGAGGAGCGAAAGGAAAAGGGGGGAAAGGGAAAGGUUCUUCACGAACUGGUCGUGCUGUUGCCAGAAAUAUAGAUGAUAGUGACCGUUGGAACUGUGAUCGGUGUACUUAUGCAAAUCCCGAUUCAUCCAGUUUAUGUCAGAUGUGCCACCAUCAACGGUGAAGACUUCUCUCACUGAAGCAAUCCUUUGGACUAUCAUGUUGAAGUUGUUAAGAGAGUUUUGAGAAGGCAGCCCAUGUCCCAUGGAUGUGUAAAGUAGCACUCCCCUUGAUUUGUGCAUGUAUUAAAGAGGCUUGUAAAUAAUAUCUUCUUAUUGAUAACGCCCAUCAGAUUAUAAUGCAUCAUUGCUAUAUCUAUAUCUA